Astyanax mexicanus (Mexican tetra) is the source of this 8585-nucleotide messenger RNA. RefSeq names its product multiple EGF-like-domains 6b (gene megf6b). NCBI's taxonomy places the organism in Eukaryota, Metazoa, Chordata, Actinopteri, Characiformes, Acestrorhamphidae. Gene Ontology annotation, molecular function: protein binding; calcium ion binding. Bases 187 to 4980 code for a protein of 1597 amino acids. The record is from RefSeq and is a predicted model, not a curated record. The transcript has 38 exons.
AUCUUCAUUCACUGCUGGAUUCCGCAGAAGCGCUCAGGAACUCUGAAGCUCUUCCUCUCUCGGUUGGUUUGGGUCGCUGCAGUAUGGAGUUUAUUUCUGUUCACUUGUAGUAUUUUAGUAUUUUAGUAACUUUGCUCUGCUGCUACUUUUCUCUCGUUCCUGGCGCUUUUCCAGCGACCUUAGAGGAUGGAUAUUACCGUUGCACCUUUACUAAUUAUCCUAAUUAAAGCUAUCACGGCUACACCUCGCCAUGGAAGAGACCUCAUGCCUUACAUGCCCAACGUGUGCACGGAACGGGAAGUGAAACUGGUGGCUCAGAUGCAGCCCUGCGUCCAGGCCUUCACCCGUAUGGUCAAAGUAUGGAAGCAAGGAUGUCAGGGACAGACCUGGUGCAUGGGCUACGAGAGGAGGACGGCGUAUUACACUGCUUACAGACAAGUGUAUCGACAGGAUUACCAGACAGUGCACAAGUGCUGCCCAGGAUGGUCACAGCUCAACGGGGAGGCCGGUUGUCUGUAUCCCGUCUGCAGCUACGGUGUCUGUUUCAAUGGAGGCCGGUGCAGAGAGGGAUCCACUCAGCUCUGUGACUGCCCUGCCGGCUUCAGUGGGCCCAGCUGUCAGUAUGAUGUGAAUGAGUGUGAGGAGACUAAUGGUGGGUGUGAGGCGUUGUGCUGCAACACUAUCGGCAGCUUCUACUGCAAGUGUCCCUCAGGCCAAGAGCUCCAAGAGGAUGGAAAGACCUGCCAAGAUAUUGAUGAAUGCCAGGUUCAUAACGGAGGCUGCCAACACAAGUGUGUGAACACCAGAGGGUCCUACCACUGCCAGUGUAACGCCGGCUCUCGUCUGCAUGUGGACGGACGUACUUGCAUCGCUGUCCACUCCUGCGGUAUCGGCAAUGGAGGAUGUGAGCACUACUGUGUCCAGCAGACAGCAGCCCACUUCCAGUGCCGCUGUCGCCCCAACUACACACUCGCUGAGGACGGCAAGCACUGCACCCUGUCUGACCCGUGUGCGGUCAGAAACGGUGGCUGUUCUCAGGAGUGUCGCACUGAUGGAGGGAGGGCUCACUGUGACUGCAGCCCAGGAUACACUCUGGCAGAGGACGGCAAAACCUGUGAAGACAUCAACGAGUGCCAGACGGGUCAGGCGAACUGUGCACAUGGUUGCCGCAACACCAGGGGCUCAUUCGUGUGUGUUUGUAAUGCUGCCUAUGAGCUGGGAGAAGAUGGAAAACAGUGCUACCGGAUUGAGAUGGAGAUUGUGAACAGCUGUGAGGUGAAUAACGGCGGAUGCUCCCACCACUGUCAGCACUCCACCAGUGGGCCGGUGUGUAGCUGUAAUCAGGGCUACCGGCUGGACGAUGACCUGAGGACGUGUAUAGAUCUGGAUGAGUGUGUAGACGGUAGCUCAUGUUGUGAGCAGGACUGUACAAACUACCCAGGAGGCUACGAGUGCUACUGCGCUGCUGGAUAUCGGCUCAACUCUGAUGGGUGCAGCUGUGACGAUAUAGACGAGUGUCUGGCUGAAAACGGAGGCUGUGAUCACACGUGUCAGAACAGCGCUGGAUCGUUCCAGUGCUACUGCAAACGAGGUCAUCGCCUGGAUGAAGACCGACGCUCCUGCAUCUUGUUGGAAGGAGCAGUUGAGGCUCUGAGCAAUGGCCAGGCGGUGGAGAGGCCCAAACCACAGCUGGCCGUCCUACAUGACUAUGAGGCUCUGGAGCGCUAUGAUGACUAUGAGGAGGAUACCAGCGAGCUCCGAGCAGAGAGCUCACUGACGGAGAAAUUCGUGUGUCUAAAUGACACCUUUGGUUUUGACUGCAGUUUGAGCUGUGAGGACUGUGUGAAUGGAGGUGUGUGUAAUGCUUAUAGAAGUGGCUGUGAGUGCCCAGACGGUUGGACAGGAAUCAUCUGCAACCAGACGUGUCCUGAGGGCUGGUUUGGCCGGAACUGCUCUUUCAGCUGUAAAUGUAAGAACGGAGGUGUGUGUGAUCCGGUGACUGGAAGCUGCCGCUGUCCGCCGGGCGUCAGUGGAGAUCUCUGCCAGGACGGCUGUCCCAAAGGCCUGUAUGGAAAACACUGCAAUAAGAAAUGUAACUGUGCUAAUAACGGCCGCUGCCACCGCACAUACGGAGCCUGUCUGUGUGACCCGGGGCUGUACGGAAGAUUCUGCCACCUGCCGUGUCCGAAGUGGGUGUUCGGGCCGGGCUGCUCGGAGGAGUGUAAGUGUGUGCAGCAGAACACACUGGAGUGUCACCGCCGACACGGGAGCUGCAUCUGCAAACCUGGUUUCUGGGGCAACAAAUGUGAGAAAGAGUGUGAUGAAGGCUUCUUCGGCUCAGGCUGUGAGAAGAAGUGUUCCUGCCCGUCUGGCUCCACCUGUAAUCCUGUGACCGGGGCGUGUCAGCAGCAGUGUCCGGCCGGCAAGACAGGAGAAAACUGUGACCAGGAUUGUGAAAUUGGGACGUUUGGGCUCAGCUGUUCUCAGUCAUGUGACUGUUCAGGAGCCCCUUGUGACCAGGUGACCGGACAGUGCAGAUGUCCAGCAGGGGUGAUGGGUAGCCGCUGUGAGAAAGAGUGUCUCGCAGGGCAGUGGGGGGAGGGCUGUAAGGAGACGUGCCCAGUGUGUGAGAAUGGAGGCGAGUGUGAUAAACAGAGUGGCACCUGCAUUUGUACACCUGGAUACAUGGGCAGACUCUGCCAGAACUUAUGUCCGGCUGGGCGUUUCGGUCAGGGCUGCCAGCUGAAGUGUGUGUGUGAGAACAGCGGACGAUGCCACCCUGUGACGGGGCGCUGCACGUGCGCGCUGGGCUGGACGGGACACAACUGUAAGAAAGCGUGUGAUGCGGGACACUGGGGGCCGGACUGUGUGAGGGUAUGCGACUGUAAGAACAGUGACGGGAGCUGUGAUCCUGCUACAGGCCAGUGUACCUGUGAACCUGGCUUUACUGGAGUUCACUGUGAGCACAAAUGCCCUGCUGGCUUUUUUGGUUCAGGCUGCCGGCAGCACUGCCAGUGUGAAAAUGAAGCGUCAUGUGACCACGUGAGUGGAGCCUGUACCUGCAGCAUGGGCUGGACUGGAACUUUCUGUGAAAAACCCUGUCCACAGGGUUUUUAUGGGCUGGACUGCCAGCAGAAGUGUGUCUGUGUGAACGGUGGACAGUGUAAUCACAUCACUGGUGAAUGUGUUUGUUCAUCAGGCUGGCUGGGUACCACCUGCAACCAGACUUGUCCCUCUGGCUUCUAUGGUGAAGGCUGUUCCCAGACCUGCACUUGCCAGAACAGUGUGAGCUGCCAUGCUGCCAGUGGUCAGUGUGUGUGUACGGCAGGUUGGACAGGUGUAAAUUGCUCCCAAAAAUGCCCAGAGGGCUCGUUUGGAUUGAGCUGCACUCAGCCCUGCCUGUGCCAGAACGGCAGGUCAUGUGAUCACGUCAGCGGACACUGUUCCUGUGCCAGCGGCUGGACAGGGGCGGCCUGUGAACUGGAGUGCGCUACAGGACGUUUCGGGACAGACUGUCAUCGUGAGUGUGAGUGUGAGAAUGGAGGCCAGUGUGACAGACAGACGGGGGUGUGUGUGUGUGGAGCAGGCUGGGUUGGAGAGCGCUGUGAGAAAGCGUGUGCGUCGGGCCGGUUCGGGGUGAGCUGUGAGGAGCAGUGUCGGUGUGAACAUGCCGCUUCCUGUCACCACAUUACUGGAAGCUGCUUGUGUCCUCCAGGAUGGAGAGGGGUACACUGUGAAAAAGCCUGUUUGCCAGGCAGGUAUGGUAAGGAUUGUGCUGAGCUGUGCGUCUGCCCUCAGGGCACAUCCUGCCAUCAUAUCACCGGAGAGUGUGGCUGUCCACCGGGCUACACUGGACACGGCUGUGAACAGACUUGUCUGCCCGGCACCUACGGACUCAACUGUAAUCAGGUGUGUCAGUGCUCUGAGAGAAAUCAGCUGUGCCACCCGGUGUCUGGAGAGUGCUACUGCGCUCCAGGUUACAGAGGACCAAAGUGUGAUCUUGAGUGCGAGAGCGGGAGAUAUGGUCCAGAUUGUGAGAGGCAGUGCCAGUGUCUGAAUGGUGGGACGUGCCAGGCUACAACGGGUGCCUGUGAAUGUCCACCUGGCUUUAUAGGAGCUCAGUGCAACAUCACGUGCUCAGCUGGGCGUUAUGGGCAGGACUGUGCCCACGUGGCACUCUGUGGCGAUGGUGCGAGGCCUGACCCGGUUACAGGGAGAUGCGUGUGCAACCCUGGGCACCAAGCAGAAGACUGUGGGCAAGGCUGUGCUCCAGGCUGGUACGGUGUGGACUGUUCUCAGCGCUGUAACUGCAGUAACAGAGGCAUGUGUGACUCCGCCUCUGGAAACUGCUCCUGUGGACUGGGCUUUACUGGACUGCACUGUGAGGAAGAAUGCCCCGAGGGUCGAUAUGGUCCGAACUGUGUGCUGGAGUGCGAGUGUCAGCACAACAGCUCUUGUGAUGGAGUGACGGGAACCUGCCGAUGUGGACCAGGAUACUAUGGACAUCUCUGUGAGCAUGUGUGUCCUGCAGGUCUGUAUGGAUCUCGCUGUCAGCAGCACUGUGACUGUAUGAACGGAGCUCCGUGCCACCCGAGCACCGGGCACUGCGUCUGCCCUGCAGGGUACCGGGGACCUCGCUGUGAGACAGAUUGUGAACAGGGCACAUUUGGUCACAAUUGUUCUCAGUCAUGUGAUUGUGCGGAGGGCACGCCGUGUGACCCGGUGAGUGGCAGGUGUCUGUGUUCCUCAGGAAAGACUGGGAUCAAAUGUGACAGCGACUGUACAGUGCAGCAGUUCGGGCCAGACUGUGCACUACACUGCGAGUGUGAGAACGGAGCCGACUGCGACAGCCGGAACGGGCGCUGCACGUGUCUGAACGGAUGGAUUGGGCUCACGUGUACGGAAGGUGUUCCUCCACAAUCCUCCAGCAGCAGCAGCAGGAGCAGGAGAAAGGACGAGUCACAUCACAACUCAUUAUAGGCCUCUCCUUCUGAGCAGCUCCACAGGCUGAAGCAGAGAGGGAACUAAGUGCACAAAUGCAGCUACUGACCUGUCCUCUGGGGCUCCUUUAAAGCUCCUGCUUCGGCUGUACGGGAACAGAACAGUGUCUGAAAGCACACCUGGAAACUCUCAGAGGAGGGCAAAACGUUAUUAUUGUGUUAUUAAGUUUGUGAACAGCGAGUCCCAUCAGGACAGGAGACGCUGUUUGGCUCAGCGCUGAAGCUGCAGGCUGGUUUCUUGCUGACCCUCAACAGAAGAACAUUAAGUGCUGCUGAUCGUCCCCUCAGUUCUACACCCUUUAUGAAGCGACGCAAUCAAAUGAGGAUCAGUCCUGAAGGUGGAUGUCGGAGACGAGCCCAUGUUUAAAAAGGUGCCUCCAUACGACACACCACAGCACUUUACACGAGUGAGCGCAAUCCAGGAUCAACAGUUUUACACAUAAAAAUAAAUAACUGAUUCCAGGUUCUCUCUCGUUAGGCCUGUCACAAUGACAAGUUAUUUUUGGACAGUAUAUUUGCUCUGAAAUAAACAACUCAUUGUCUUUUAAUAACCAUUUUAUAAUAUACAGCUCUGAAAAAAAUUAGACCACUUCAGUUUCUGAGUCAGUUUCUCUGAUUUUGCUAUUUAUAGGUUUAUGUUUAAGUAAAAUGAACAUUAUAAAUAGUAUUAAUAUAAUUUAAGAAUUUAGAAAUCAAUAUUUGGUGGAAUAACCCUGUUUUUUAAUCACAGUUUUCAUGCAUCUUGGCAUCAUGUUCUCCUCCACCAGUCUUACACACUGCUUUUGGAUAACUUUAUGCUGCUUUACUCCUGGUGCAAAAAAUCAAGCAGUUCAGUUUGAUGGUUUGUGAUCAUUCAUCUUCCUCUUGAUUAUAUUCCAGAGGUUUUUAAUUUGGUAAAAUCAAAGAAAUUUAUCUAUUUUUUUUCCAGAGCUGUAUACCUUAUUGUUCAUAAAUUUUACAACACCCCUAUUGUUUAGUAGUUUAGUAUUGUUUAGCAGCUCUUAGCAAUGACUUUAUUACUGCAGUUCUUCACCUGUCAGACUAACUCAAAAUUUUCUCCUUACUGCUGAAACUGAGACUUUUAAUGUUCAAUGUUAAUCUGAACUAAAGGCUAAAGCUGUUGCCAUGUGGGUCAGCCAGACGUGACUCUUCUUGUAGCAAUUUUCUCCAGUUUCCUCCAAAAGGUGUAGGAAACAGUACUCACUGCUCUCUGGCUUCAUCAGUACUGUAAUUUAUCUAAAGAAAAGACUUUAUUAUUUUAAUAGUUAGUGUUUCUGUGUCUUUUUCUAGUUAUUAUGAUGAAAGUUUAAAUGUGCUGUGUUGUAAGUGUGUAAAAGCUGCAGUAGAGAAUGCAGUAACACACUCUGUUCCAGCACUGCUUUAAAUACAAAAGCUUUUAAAUUGCUAUAUACCAGCUGUAUUUUGUACACUGGAUUUUGUAACUAUUUCCAGUAACUGACUGGACCUAAAGAUCUUAAAUGGCAAAAUUAAAGGAAAAAUGGGGGUGUUGUAAAAUGUGAUUACAAGUGUAUAUAUACAUAUAUAAUAAUGUAACUACAGUACAGAUGUACUGGUACAUUCACAUUAAUGGGCUCUCCUUGCUAAGAGAAACAUAACAGCCAAUAUCAAGAUACCAAAAGUUAUUGUGAUAAUGUUUACUAAAGUCUAAUAAAGCUAAAUAAUUAUUGUGACAGGUCUAGCUCUCGUAGUCUGAAAGGUGAUGCAGGACAUCUCUGGUCUUUUUACAGUCUUUGUUCACUUAAAAUGCAGAUUCUUUGCAUUCUAGGUGCAGAUGUUUCGUCUGUGUUGUGCUCGUAUUUGUAGCUGUAAAUAUAUUUCAGCAUUUUAUGGGUAAUCCUGCUGUUUCAGGGCAUUUAGCAUCGUUUUCAUUGUUUAUUUUGAAGUCCAUAUUUCAUAUCGUGAUGCUUUUAACUACAGUAUAUGUCUAAAUGUGAGUGUGGCCACUCCUCCAGCUACUUUAUGUUGGAAAUGUUGCUGACACAGAUGUGCAAAUGCACAACUACAGUCUGUUUAGUCCCUCUAGAGAUGCAUUAUUGCAUUUAUUGUGUGGACGGCUGACAGUAGAAGGUUUAAAGCCCCUCAGCAUUGAGUUGUGAAGCAAAAACCUUGUAUCUUCCUUUAUGCAAUUUUUACCUUUUGAUUUAAUGUAAUUCUGGCAGAUGGUCGUCAUAUUAUGUCAAAAUUUCACGAUUCAAAAUUACUGCACUUUGAAUUGAAUAUUUUUAUUUCCAUAUAAGAGUUUUUUUUUUUUUUUCUCCUGUGAAGGUGCUAUUUUGGAGAUACCAGUUUUUUUUUUAAAGCUUACAUUCAGCUCCAGCAGCCUUAAAUUUUAGAAACUAAAAUAUCACCACUAUCACCAUGCAUUUGAUUUUAGUGUUUAAAUACUUUAAGCUUUAUAUAAUUCAUAAACUGCUGCAUUAUUUGUGGACGGACCUUUAUUGUUUGAAUGCCAUUAAUUUUUUUAUUUGUUUUUUUUUAUAUGCAAAGUGCCUUUUUUUUUAAUGGACAUGGUGCUAUUUUGCCUUUGCUCUUUACAAUCGAGUGUUUGAUAGUACAUUUAUAUUACAGAAUUUCCUCUAGAACGAUGAUGAUGAUGAUGAUCAGGGAUAUGGCACAAUAAUGCAAUACCCCUGCAGUCAGUUCUUCACUGCUGAACCUCACGCUCAUUUUUGCUAUACUGUUGUGUAUGUAUAGAGUUUUAAGUUUUAGAUGUGCACAUUUUUGAGAAUUUUAUAUUGAUGUGAAUUUUUCCCAUAUGGUAGAGUUUAAUUAUCAUGUUUCAUUUGUGAAGUUAGUAAACAAAAAAAAAAAAAACUAGAAACCCUUUGGAGAAUAUUUUAAAUAUUUUUUUACAUUUUUGUCUCAUUAUUAAUUUUCCUUCACCGGACGAAAGACAAAAAAAGACAAAAUAACAUUGUAUUUAUCAUUUUUAUAAUCUCCAUUUCAUAGAUACUGAAGCUGUACAUGUCUAAAUUCAGAUUCAAGCACAAUGCAGUUUAGCAAUGCCUGUCAAUGAAAAUAAAAAAAGGCCAAAGUGAUCACAACAGUUAUAUGUAUAUAUGUACAAAGGUCAAACUAUAUACAGAUAUCUGUCUCAACAUACAGUAUCUCUCCACGCAGGGUGGAAAUGUAAGCUUGCUAUUGUUUUACAUUAUACAGAGUUCUUCAAAAUGCAUAUUCAGUGCAAAUAAUUGCUCCUCGUUGUCGUCACCACCAUCAUAAUUAUAACCACCGUCCCCACAACCACCAUCCAUGUCAUUAUCAAAUCAGGGCAACGAAGAAUGGUAAAAAAAUAAAAUUAUUUUCUCACCCUUUUCCUUAAAAUACUGAACAUAAAAAAUAAUCUCUCGGGAAAUAAAGAAUGAUGCUUAGAUAUAAGCACUCUUCCUGUAUUUAUUUUUAUUUAAUACAGGUCUGAUUGAUAUAUAUAUAGAUAUAUUUAUGAUAUUGAUAUAUUCAAGGAAUCAGCGCUGUAUCCCUCUUCUUCUGUUACACUGCUGUGGCGUUAGGUAAUAAAUAUUAAAAUAUUAACAUGAGAGGUGGAUAAAAAAAAAAAAAAAACAA